AGUUUUUAUAAACAUACCAGGGGUAUGCUUCACACACAGAAUCUCAUGGCAGCAGAGAGUAACAAAGAGAGGGAGGUUUCAGAGGAACAGGGCCCUUUCACCACUGUCACCACUAAAUCAGCUAAAGAGGAAACCAAAGACAUCAAGGUUGAACCUGUUCCUCUGCCGGAGAGAGACAAUGAAGACAACUGGAUGGAUUUGGAUAUAAAAGAAGAGAUUCCACUGGAGGAGAGGGAUUACACUCCUGAGGACAUUGUGUCAAAGACAGAUAACUUUUUACAUUGCACGGUUUGCAAUGUCACCUGUUCUGGGGAAACACCGAUGAGGCAGCAUUUGGAGGGUGCUAAACACAGAAGUAAAGUAACAAAACUAAACGAAGACGACUCUGCUGUGGUGUCCAAGACGAAGGCUAAUGAAACGCGGCCCAAAUUGAUUGACGUAUCUAUAGAAGCCAUGAUCACUAAAACUCUUGAAAAAAGCAAUACUUAUUUAAUAGGCCUACAGUAUGUGACUGAAUUCCAGCCUGAAGAGGGGAAUCCCAGAUACGUUUGUAACCUGUGUGAAUCCAAGUGUGAUAAGAACACUCUGCUUAAUCAUCUAUCUGGUGUCAAGCACAGGAUGAAGUACUUUAAAUUCAAUCAUAAUGACAUCUAUCAACAUCUGAAUACUAACAUGAAUAGCAAGAAGAAAUCUGACUUGAAUUUAAGUUCUGAGGCUUUUGCAGCGGAUAUUAUAGACAAGUACGGUCAACAGAAGGUUAAAGUGAAAUUGGAAAUUAGCCAAAGGUCUACAAUGGUAGCAGAAGCCAUCCUGAAGCGCAGUGGUGUAGAUGUUACGGAUUCUUCAGUGGCAGACUUUAUCAAAAAGAAGAAAGCACUGAAGCAUGUUAGAAAUGAGGAUGACAGCGAUGAAGAUGUUAGUCCGCUGAAAAAAAUACCUAAACAGGAGAAAGUAGAGCAUGAACCACAAGGUGAUGUAAGUACAGCCACAAGAGGUCGUGGAAAAACCUUAAAAGGUCAUGGAAAAACCCUAAAAGGUCAGGGAAAAUCCUUAAAAGCCAUCAGAGAAGGAGGAGAUCGGGGAAAAACCUUAAAAGGUCGGGGGGAAACCUUGAAAGCCAUCAGAGAAGGAGGAGAUCUGUCAUCUACCACAAGUGUUGGGAGAAAGGUGAAGAGUUCGGCAGGGUAUCCAUACCAGUUAGGAGGAAGAGAUGAACACGAUGAUCCAGAAGAGGAUCCAUAUUUAAGGGCAAGGAAAAGAAAGGAACGAUACGACUACGAUGAUGAUGAGAGUUUUUUGAAGAAAAGACAGGUUUUUGAUUACGGACAUCGUGAUACGUCACCAACGCCUAGUGAAAAGCAAGUGUUUGAGUAUGAUAACAAAUCAUUGCCAGGAGGGAAACAAGUUUUUGAUUAUGACAAUAAGUCAUUAAAGCCAGGAGAAAAACAAGUUUUUGAUUAUGACAAUAAGCCGUUAAGGCCAGGAGAAAAACAAGUUUUUGAUUAUGACAAUAAGUCAUUAAGGCCAGGAGAAAAACAAGUUUUUGAUUAUGACAAUAAGCCGUUAAGGCCAGGAGAAAAACAAGUUUUUGAUUAUGACAAUAAGCCGUUAAGGCCAGGAGAAAAACAAGUUUUUGAAUACAGCAAUAAAUCAUCGAAACCGAGCAAAGUACAGGCUUGUGAUUACAGUGAAACUUCCACAAGACAAAGAACAAAAUUGGUGUUUGAUUAUGACGACACAGAAGAGAUGUCAGAUGAGGAUUACAGAGACGAAUCGUCUUCUUCAAAUAGUGAGACAGAGAAGUUUGAUGUAGAUUACAGGGACAAAUCGUCUGCUACAAAGGGUAAGAAAGAGGUGUUUGAUAUGGAUUACAGGAAAAAAACGUCAAACAUUGAACAGAAACAGGAGUCCAAUUUUCAGAAAAAUCACAAAGGUCAAAGUCAUAAAGAGGACAAAGUGAAUUCGAAACAAGUGACAGCAGAAGAUGAUUUCGCGGAAAGUGAGAGACUUUUUAGGGAGUUCAUGAAAUGGAAGAAGGCAGCAGCUUUAUCCAGCAAUAGUGUUGAUCCUAGUACUACUGUCACAACCAAGACCAG
This is a messenger RNA of Pecten maximus, 2096 nucleotides long. RefSeq lists its product as uncharacterized. Gene Ontology annotation, molecular function: nucleic acid binding; zinc ion binding. NCBI's taxonomy places the organism in Eukaryota, Metazoa, Mollusca, Bivalvia, Pectinida, Pectinidae. The record is from RefSeq and is a predicted model, not a curated record.